UGUUGUAAGUGGUGGAGAAAUUACUUUGUCGGUUGUGGUCCGGUUUGGGAUAUUACGCACAGUUCCACAUACAAAGAUGCUAAAAAAGUUUGGACUCGUCGGUCUCGGAGGCGGUUAGGUUUUCUGCGAGCUGAGCAACUUUGCCGGGCAACUUAAUGGGACGACGAAAACAACAUCUGCGACGCCGCACAAGGUGUGGCUAGUAGAAUAGCUCGAGGUAGAGGAUUGCUCCCCCUCACCCCCUUCCCUUGGUGCCCUUUUGCCGGAGAGCAGAUUCUUUGUUUUGUACAUAUAUAUAAAAAAAGAAAUUCUGCACAAAAGCAACCCGCCCACUUGUGAAUUCAUGAUCACAUGACCGUGGAUAUGGACGCAGUCCUGUCCGACUUUGUCCGUUCCACUGGAGCUGAACCGGGACUGGCCAGAGAUCUGCUAGAGGGAAAGAACUGGGAUUUCACUGCUGCACUCAGUGACUUCGAGCAGCUGCGGCAGGUGCAUGCUGGGAACCUGGCGUAUUCGAUCACAGAGGAGAGAGCGUAUCUGCCUUCCGAAAGGGAGAUGGCGAGAGUCGGUCGACCUAUACUCCACCGACAAGAUGAGGUGGUGCAAGCCACAGAGAAGCGCCUGUCCAGGGGUAUUUCCCAUGCCAGCUCAACCAUUGUGUCCCUGGCCCGUUCUCACGUCUCCAGCACUGGUGGCAGCAGCUGCGAGCCACUUCUGGACACGCCCCUGUGCACUUUCCAACUACCAGACCUCACCGUGUACCAGGAUGACUUUCGUGGCUUCAUCGAGAGGGAUCUCAUAGAGCAGUCGAUGAUGGUGGCCUUGGAGCAUGCGGGUCGGCUGAAUUGGUGGACAAAAGUCGUUCCGAACUGUCAGAGUCUGCUGCCCCUGGCAACGAGCGGAGAUGGAAAUUGCCUGUUACAUGCAGCCUCGCUUGGCAUGUGGGGGUUUCAUGACCGGGACUUGAUGCUUCGCAAGUCCCUGUAUUCGCUGAUGGAUCACGGGCUGGAGAGAGAGGCACUGAAGCGCCGGUGGAGGUGGCAGCAGACCCAGCAGAACAAAGAGUCUGGUCUGGUGUACACAGAGGAGGAGUGGCAGAAGGAGUGGAAUGAGCUGUUGAAGUUAGCCUCCAGUGAGCCGAGAAUACACUACAGCACCAACUGCACCAAUGGGGCGGAGUCUUCGGAUGAACCGGUUUAUGAGAGUCUGGAGGAGUUUCACGUCUUUGUCCUGGCUCACGUUCUCAGACGACCCAUAGUGGUGGUGGCUGACACGAUGCUGCGGGACUCUGGAGGAGAAGCCUUCGCUCCCAUCCCGUUCGGAGGCAUAUACCUGCCGCUGGAAGUUCCAGCUGCCAAGUGCCAUCGCUCGCCGCUGGUCCUGGCCUACGACCAGGCGCACUUCUCUGCGCUGGUCUCUAUGGAGCAGAAGGACAGCUCCAAAGAACAAGCAGUUGUGAUCCCUCUCACGGACUCGGAGCACAAAAUGCUGCCUCUGCACUUUGCAGUGGAUCCUGGUAAAGACUGGGAGUGGGGCAAGGAUGACUCAGACAACGUGAUGCUGGCAAGUGUGGCUCUUUCUUUGGAGGCCAAGCUCCAGAUGUUGCACAGCUACAUGACAGUCUCCUGGCUGCCGCUGCCCUGCGAGCAAGCCCCUCUGGCCCAGCCCGAGUCUCCCACAGCAUCAGCAGGAGAGGACACACGGACGCCUCCUGACUCAGGAGAGUCGGACAAAGAGUCAGUCAGCAGCAGCUCCAAUGGCAACGGCGACACAGCCACAGGAUCAACGGUAUAUGUGGGCGGCUCGUUGGCCAAGAACAGCUCCUCGUCCUCAUCGAGCUCCUCCAGCAGUGGUUCAGGAACGGCAGGGAAGGACAAAACCAAGAAGGAGAAGGACAAGGAUAAAGACAAGAAGAGGGCCGACUCUGUGGCCAAUAAGCUCGGCAGUUUUGGCAAGAGCCUGGGCAGCAAGCUGAAAAAGAACGUGGGUGGACUGAUGACGGGAAAGAACGCUGGAGCUGGAGGUGCCAAGCAGGACGGUGGGGAGAAGAAGAAGGGCUCGUUUAGGGGGAGAAAGGGCAGCAAGGACAGCUCGCCUUCAGCCCACGCCUCAGAGGAUUCUGGGAAAGGCUCCCCCUCCUCAGGUAGCGAGCGCCUCAACGGAACGGGGAGCAGCAUGAGCAGCAGCGGUGGGAGCAGUAUUGAGAACGAGACAUACAAGUACAGUGCAGAUGUCAAGGUCAGCCUGGGCAUCCUGCGAACCGCAAUGCAGGGCGAGAGGAAGUUCAUCUUCAGCGGCCUCCUCACCACCAGCAACAGGCAGCCCUUCCAGGAGGAGAUGAUCCAGCGCUACCUUACCGAUGCGGAGGAGCGCUUUCGGGCCGAACAAGAGCAACAGCGUCGUGACACGGAGAGGAAGGGCCUCACUAAUGGCACCCAGCCACCCAAGAAGGAGGCGGUCUCUAUUGCGGAGCUGAGUUACCGGCAUUAUGAGGCCAAAGAGGAGCUGUCGGAGAACCCGUCUCCUUCCUUCAACCCGCUCAAACCCUCUCCGUUGAGCCCCUCUAUGUACUCUGGGGUAGUUCCCAUCCCCCGGCCCUCCUUCAUAGAUCCCACUCCUGCUGCACCGCCCCUCAACCAGCAUCUUCACAUGCAUGGCUACAUGGAUAGUCGGCGUCAGCUAGCUGGCGGCUCCCCGGUAUCUUCCUACCCUGGCCUCCCCUCGUAUGCCACGCUACCGCGGCACUGCCCCACGACGCAGGGACCCUCACACCCACAGUACAAUAUCUCACAAGGCCCCUCCUCCCUGAGUCCCUCUCGCCUUGCGCCCUCAUACCCCCCGGAGUUAAUCCCACCAGACUAUCCCAUGUCCGAGCCUGCUGGUGGGAGCUACACCAACGGAUUCCGGGACAUGCGCUCCACCCUAGACUCUCGGAGUGGGCAACUGCCCGUCAGACACUACUCGCUGGGCAGCGCCGGGGGUUUGGCCGGACUGCAGUCCAGCCGCUGUCGGACACCCAGUUGCACCUACUACGGGCACCCCGAGACGGGCAACUACUGCUCCUACUGCUACCGGGAAGAGCUGAAGAAGAGGGAGACAGAACCAGCCAUCCACAGGUUCUGAGCGGACCUCGCCGUAGCUUGAAUUUCGUUGAGUGGCCUUUUUCAGUUAAAUUAGCGGCUGGGGGGCGGAUCAGCCUCGAAACGGACAAGAGAAAGUCAGCCAGCUCCCUCCCGCUCUCGUCGGCGUCACCUCCACGUCAGAGAGUGACGGAGUGUCGACUCGAUUACAGAAAGGGCAGGGUGGUGUCUGACUGCAUGGGUCACGUGUUAGACUAUAGAUUAAACUAACUGCACUUCUGUUAAAUUUUUGCUGUGGCUCUUAUGCAGGUGUGUGUGUGUGCGUGUGUGUGUGUGUGUGUGUGUGUGUGUGUGUGUGUGUGUGUGUGUGUGUGUGUGUGUGUGUGUGUGUGUGUGUGUGUGUGUGUGUGUGUGUGUGUGUGUGUGUGUGUGUGUGUGUGUGUGUGUGUGUGUGUGUGUGUGUGUGUGUGUGCGUGCGCGCGCGCGUUGCAGGCUCUCCUCCUUUAUCAGAGUUUAACGCCUCGCCGUUGUCUCCUCCUAGUGGAGAGAAUGUAUACGGCAGGCACCACACUCAUCAGCACACAGUGCAUGCACACACAAACACCCAAGUCAGACUCACACUUCCAAACACACAGUGAUGCAAGCACAAACAAAAGGCACAAGUGUCUCUGUUGUUAGUCCGUGAUAACGUUUGGAUCAGUGAAUUAAGGGACAUUUGAGCGUUUUGAAGUCCCAUCAUGUCGAGGUGUGAUUUCAGCGUUGUACACAUUUUACACUUCUGUUACUGGAUGCCUGCAUCACACGUACCUCGGGAAGCGGCAGAUGUAAUCCUUUCGGUCGGUCAACAUUUGCAUAAUGCAAAUUGCAUCUACAGUGCAAUGCUAACGAAUAAGCGUUCUGUGGGUUGCUGUGGUGCUAACGUUCCAGGUCACAAACACACAAAUGUCCAUGCGUUUAACACAACUGUCCAGCAAUUGUCCAUCGUUCAUCUUCCUGGCAAAACAAACUCAAACACGUUUUUCCAAUUCGUUUAUCCAUACAAUGGAUUUGGAAGAUGUCAAACCUCUGAAGAUAACGAGCAAACGUUCUCAUUAUAGACCAGGCAUUGUAGAACAAAGACGACACGGCAACAAAGCACAGUGGUGAGAUACUGAUCCCAGAACCUGAUCCAGAGUAUUUCACAUGUUUGUUGGAAUAUUUCUUAAUUUGGUCUUCCUGUUUCCGUAACAACGGAUGGUUGUUGAGGCAUUUUGAUUAUUGUGGCUGACGCUGCCUUGCAAUACUACACAAUACAAUGUCAAAAUGUCACAUCCAGCACAGAAGAUUUUGGAGACGCCUGUUAAUAUGGCGUUUCAAAUGAUGGUUGUUUAAGAUGCUACACAAUUCACUUUCUGGGACUUUGGACAGGUAAAAGGUUCUGUACAGCAAAUUAAAAGAAAGCUGCACUUGUCUCCAGCUACUGUUUGCAUGAUGCAAAGUGAUCCAUCUACUUUUGUUUGGAUUUUGGGUCCAACAAAUUCUGAAAUAACCAGAUCUGACUCUGAAAGUUUUUAAAUGACAAACACGCUCUGCUGCUUUGGAAAAUGUGUAAACAUCUUUCUGACUCAUUUAUCAUACAAAAGGUUUAACAAAAGUCACACACCCAUGUUUGGACAUCUUGGUCGCCCACUGCAAAUUUGAAAGUUCUACUGAAGGCAUUCAUCCCGCCGAAACCUAAUCUCUUUUUUGCACAAUUUCAAGCACUUUCCUGAUGUCCGUCGUUACAAUAUGUUUUUGCUGUUUAUGGAAGUGGCCUGACUGUCGUCCUGUGUUCACCUCUGCAGACACUGCCACCUCUGUUCAUGGGAAAUUUAGGACCUGAAGGUUUUUACUCUAAAGGAUUCAGUUACUGUAGAGCUACAGCAUUUUGGUGCCGGCGUCACCAUCUAACUCAAAAAAUUUCCUAGUGGCCUUUUUCAACAUUUUCUCCUUGUGGCAUCAUCAUUAUGUUUUACGUUGGAAAUGGAAAUCAAAUAUCCACUGCUUGCAGUUCUUACUACUACUGCCCCCUUAAAUUUAACACACUAACAUGGUUUUCAUUUCUGUUCUAGCUAUUUAAAAAUAAUGCCAUGAUUCCCAUUUCAGUUCUGCGUUAAAAGUAUCAAUUAGUUGAUACCAGCUGAUGUUCUGUUUUGAGUUUUCCUUGUUUUUUAGUUGUGCAAAUCUGGAAAUGACUACUUAAAUAAUUUUAUUUUUUAUUAUUUCCCUUACGGUUCCCUAUAAGCCACGGUGAGGAUUUUCUUUUGAGCUCGUUUGACGCUCUUGAUUUCUGUUCUCUGGCAUGAAGUCUAAUAGAAUAGCACAAUUUAGUAUGCAAUUCACUGCCUUGCCCAGUUGAGGGCGCCCUUGAUUUGUGUUUCUUUGAACUCAGUAUUUGGAGUUUGCCCUUGUGCCCUAAACACAAACUACAAACAGAAAUUACCAAAAUGUUGGGGGAGUACAUUUGUGUAGUGCCAGUUUAACACUCGAACACUACAUUAUUUUUUUUCCAAACCGUUACAGAUGCUGUUUAAUGACGGCGGGCGUCUUUUUUUCUUCUUUUUUUUGCCGUGCAUUUAAAGCAACACUAAAGUUCCAAUGAUCAUAAGACACUUCAAUCGCACCGCUUCCCAAGAAAACAUUUGCCGUGUUUUGUGUGUUGACGUGUUCAUGCACUAGCAUUCUAAUUCCCAUCAAACGUUCCCUUUCGAUGGGAAAGCGAUGCCUGUUUUUAGAAAAACGUGUACAUGUGCAUACCCUCCAAAGUAAUAAUUAGCUACCGAAACCAUUUUCUUAUUUCAUUUUAUUUUUGCUAUGAAAUGGAUGCCUCAGAACCAUGACAAAACAGCAAGACUCCACAGGCUACGCUUUUUUUGUAUUUAAGAUUUUAAAAAAAUCAAAGAGAGGUUGUAUAAAUAUGUUCCAUGUUAUUUUUGUAAGCCCAAAGUUUUACAGUGUUUUUAAAAAAUGGUAAGAAUGUAUAUUGUUGAAUACUUCAACAGGUAUGGACGAUGAGCUUGUAAAGAGCCUGGGUUUUGGGGCAGGACACUUGAAGGCGACUCCCAGACGAGCCUCUUGGAAUACUCGAGGCUCCCUCAUUGCAAACUAAUUUCCUUAAUGCUGACCUAACAAGAUACCAUUUGAGAAUUUAUAUUUAUAGUGAGAUUUUUUUUAAAUUAUAUAUAUAUAUAGGUUUCCUUGUGGAAUGUUUAGUAAAGGUGAUAUAGGAUGUUCUUUCUCACAUGGCUAAUUGUCCAGCAGUCUGGCUUUGUAUUUGUUGCUUUUUGAUUUGUACAUUUGGUUUACUUUUUCUUUUUUCUUUUUUUUCCUACAAACACAAAUCCAUGCUAUGCUCAAACAUGGCGGCGACGUUCUCGUUGACUCGGCUUGUUUUCCUCCGAAGCAGAGGAGAGAUGGCUCAGAAUGAGUUUUGCAACACAACUGAUCCAGUAUAUUUUUAUAUAUUGUAAAACACUGUCGUUUUUCUGUGGGAACAGAACGUUCAUCGCCGGUGACAUUGACAUGGAAUACUUCGAGUUGCAUGGGACUGGAACUGUUGCAUGUAAAUGGCAAAUCCAUUUUUACCAAAUUUGUGCAUUAUUUUGACUUGAUUUCUUUUUUCCUGGUAUUGUGAUCUGUUUUUGUUUUAUUUCAUUUUUGAAAAAAAUCUUUUUAAUGUUUUGUCUUUGAGAGGAGUGUCUCCUAAGGCUGUGUGACAGUGCAAUCUGGAUAGAAAGAACAUCAGAUUUUAUGUUAGGUUAUUAUUAUUAUUAUUAUUAUUAUUAUUAAUAUUUUUUGCACCGUUUGAAUAAAUUCUCAUUGUAUUUCAA
This is a messenger RNA of Scophthalmus maximus (turbot), 6928 nucleotides long. RefSeq names its product OTU deubiquitinase 7B (gene otud7b). NCBI's taxonomy places the organism in Eukaryota, Metazoa, Chordata, Actinopteri, Pleuronectiformes, Scophthalmidae. Gene Ontology annotation, cellular component: nucleus; cytoplasm. The record is from RefSeq and is a predicted model, not a curated record. Gene Ontology annotation, molecular function: zinc ion binding; K63-linked polyubiquitin modification-dependent protein binding; DNA binding. The transcript has 12 exons. The coding region runs from base 352 to 3123 and encodes 923 amino acids. Gene Ontology annotation, biological process: protein K11-linked deubiquitination; protein deubiquitination involved in ubiquitin-dependent protein catabolic process; protein K63-linked deubiquitination.